AGGUCUCCUGUUUCCUCUGUUUACUUUUUAUUCAAAAUGCACUGAUUCUGUGAAUGUACCUUUGUAUAUUAACAAGGAAAGAAAGUAUGUGAAUUGACAUUAACUAGUAACUUUGAUUGUGUUAAAGGGAUUAUCUAUGGGCUUAAGGGAAAGAAUUGAUAUGCUUAAAGAUAAUAAAAGUGACUCAAUAUUUGUAGAACAGUUACUAUGAAAUCAGUUUUAAAAAGAUAUGCUUGAUCUUUGUCCUGAGAUUUCUGUUUUUGUUCAAAGGCAAAUUUCCUGCCUAUUAUGCAAAAACUGUAACAUUUCCUGGCCCUCAGUUCUUUUAAAAAAUAUGUGUGGAAGGUAGAAGAAUAGCAUUACUUAAGAUUUCCAUUUGUGCUAUGUAUUUUCAAUUAUCAUCUGGACUUAUAAGCAAUGCUUGAUAUAACAUUCAUUUCCCAUAAGCUCUGUUUCAAUUCUGCCAUCUUUAAAAAAACAACAACACAUAUUUCUAGUAGAUAUAUCCAUUCCUAGAGCAGGCGAUUUCACAGGAAUGCUUAGUGAAGGGAUUCCUCCGACUUCAUGUAAAAUCCAUGCUGUUGUUUGAAGUGAAAGAGAGUCUCUAUUAUGCAACUAUCAAACCUCCUGAUCCAUUUCUGUGGUGUAACAGCCAUAUUUACCUGUUUUAAACAGAAGAAAUGGCUUUAGCUAUUUAGCUGUACAAACAUAUUUAUUGAAUGCCUUUUCUGAACCGAUCCUGUGAUAAUGUGCUAGAGAUUUCACCGUGAUCAAGAUAAACACAGUCUUUGCCCAUAUCCAACUUAUAUUUUAGAGGAAGAUAAUAGAUAAAUACCAGAAUCUCUAUUUUACAGAGAGGCUAGGAAGGAAAACAUGGUGAUGUGAGGGAAUAACUGAUGGUUUGAUUGGGUGUGGGGUCCUAAUUUAGACAAGGCUUCUCUGUGGGGGUGGGGCUUUUGAACUGAGAAUGAGAGGAAAGCAGACGACAGCAUGUGCAAAGGGGCUGGAGGUGGUCAGAGAUAAGACCGUGGCCUGCACGCCUGCAGUCUAGUAAAGAGAGGAGGUUGGAGAAGUGUGGAGGGGCCAGCUGUUAGGUGGGGAAGCUAGAUCCGAUGCAUAUUUCAGGAAGGCUAUUGUCUGGGCAUGUGGAUGUGAGCGGGAUGUGAUUUAGCAGAGUUGGAGGGAGAUCUUCGGAAGCUUUGAGAGAAAUUUUAAUGAUUUGGAUCAGGGAUGUGGUGAUAGAAAGGGAGAGGAAAGGGCGUGUUUGGAAGUGGAACCAACAACACCUGCUGAUGUGGAGGGAAAGGGAAGAGGAAUUUAGGAUGACCCCCAGGUUUUGGCAGGAGGGUGAGGGAAGAAUAGUAGCAAAACAGAUCCUGAAGGGUCAAAUUAAACCAUAAUGUGAUGCCCUUUCACACCACCAAGACGAAAAGAAAAAAAAACAAAACGUAAAGGAUGACAAAACCAAGACUGGGGAUGAUGGAGAGCAACUUGAGGUACGACAGUGUUGGAAUACUUUUUGACAUUAAUUGCCCAAAUCGGAUAUCCACAAACUCCAUGCACUCUUCAUUCUCCCUCUCCCCCAAAUUCCCUUCGCCUUAAGACCACCAGAGGGUGGUCCAGUGCUCGAAGUACAUGGUGGGGGGCGGGGAAGGGGGAUGUCACAGAUUCCCCCGUUUCCCAGAACGACCCCCGGAAGGAGUGUGACCCCGGCCCGCUGCAUUGUAUGGGGUGCAGAGCAGGUGCAGGCCUCGGUCACCCUCGCCCAGCUUCAAUGCUUAAAUCGCCUGGUCCCACUUCAGUGCUUUUCUUGGCAGAGCACAGGCUGGGGCAAGGUCGCCCCUCCUCCUCCCAGUGGCCUAGAAUAUGCGGAGCGCCUGCAGUUUCCGACGCUGCCGCGCGGGGCCGCUAUUGCACCCGGCGAGCAGCCGGCAGCUUCCUGCGGGGCGGCGGCUGGGCUCCCACCUCCACCACCGGGCGUCCGGGCACCCCAGGACCCAGGACCGACCGCCUAGUACCGUUACCAGCGCUUUUGACUGUUGAGAGUUCAAAGUCAACACAAAGAUUCCAAGCUUUCUGAGGCCAGACGAGGACGUCCUUCAGGCUGAGGCAGGGCUCGAAGCGGCUCCGCACUAUCCUGAGUUCCUUGGUGUUUUUGUUGUAUCUCCACCUCGUGGUUGAUGGGCACCUGCCACGUCCUGCUUGGCAAGAUCCAGGAGUUGAUCUCAGAGAACCUUCAUGUAUCUUGGACUCUCAGACUAACCUUGGGAAAGAGAGCGCACAGAAAUCUCUAGACCUUGGCCAUGAUCACUUCCUCCUUUCAAGCCUCUGUGGCAGUUUUUGCCCUGGUUACCCUGCAUGUCAGUGCCCGGGAUACAUUUAUAGCUGCCGUGUAUGAACAUGCUGUCCUAAGGCCAAAGGGCACAGAAACACCUGUUUCUCGGGACGAUGCCUUGCUCCUUAUGAACAAGAAUAUAGAUAUUCUGGAGAAAGCGAUCAAGCAGGCAGCUGAGCAGGGUGCUCAAAUUAUCGUGACUCCAGAAGAUGCACUUUAUGGAUGGAAAUUUACCAGGGAAACCAUUUUCCCUUAUCUGGAGGAUAUCCCAGACCCUCAGGUGGACUGGAUUCCAUGUCGAGACCCCCAAAGAUUUGGUCACACACCCAUACAAACAAGACUCAGCUGCCUGGCCAAGAACAACUCUAUCUAUGUCUUGGCAAAUAUUGGGGACAAAAAGCGAUGUAAUUCUCAGGACUCCACAUGUCCUCCUAAUGGCUAUUAUCAGUACAAUACCAACGUGGUGUAUGAUGCAAAGGGACAGUUGGUGGCACGUUACCACAAGUACCACCUCUACUCUGAGCCUCAGUUUGAUGUCCCUGAAAAGCCAGAGCUGGUGACUUUCGACACCACCUUUGGAAGGUUUGGCAUUUUCACAUGCUUCGAUAUACUCUUCCACGACCCUGCUGUGGCCCUGGUGAAAGACUUCCAUGUGGACACCAUACUGUAUCCCACAGCGUGGAUGAAUGUUUUGCCCCUAUUGACAGCUAUUGAAUUCCACUCAGCUUGGGCUAUGGGCAUGAGAGUUAAUCUUCUUGCGGCAAAUAUACACCAUGUGCAACAAAAUAUGACAGGCAGUGGUAUUUAUGCACCACAUUCGCCCCGAGCAUACCAUUAUGAUAUGGAAACAGACUCGGGAAGGCUCCUUCUUUCAGAAGUGGAUUCGCGUCCCCGAACCUCUCCUGCCUACCCCACAGCCGUGGACUGGAGUGCCUAUGCCACAAACAUCAAACCAUUCCCAGUCCAGAAAAAUACUUUCAGUGGGUUUAUUUCCCGAGAUGCAUUCAACUUCACAGCACUUUUUGAAAGUGCAGGAAAUCUUACAGUCUGUCACAAAGAUCUCUGCUGUCAUUUAAGCUACAGAAUGUUAAGAAAAGAAGAGAAUGAAGUGUAUGUUCUAGGAGCUUUCACAGGACUUCACGGCCGAAGGAGAAGAGAGUACUGGCAGGUAUGCACCAUGCUGAAAUGCAAAACGACUAAUCUGGCAACUUGUGGACAACCGGUAGAAACAGCUUUGACAAGGUUUGACAUAUUCUCCCUAAGUGGUACAUUCAGAACAGAGUAUGUUUUUCCUGAAGUGCUACUUACUAAAGUUCAACUGUCACCUGGAAAAUUUGAGGUACUAAAAGAUGGGCGUUUGGUAAACAAGAAUGGACCCUCUGAACCUAUUCUGACAAUGUCACUCUUUGGGAGAUGGUACACUAAGGACUCACAUUCCAGCUCAGGAGGGAUCAGCAAUUUGGAAACAACUAACUUGCUAAUAGCCACUUUUUUAAUGAUCAUAGCUUUGCAAAUAUUAUGAUGGUAUAGGACAUCACUUUUUCACAUUUAUUUUUGCAGCAUAUAUUUUGCUAAAUGUGUUUAUCAGCUUUUCAAGUUUACUAAGAAACUUUGAAGGGCGAUCUCAAUGGUAUAGACCAGUGAUGGUGAACCUAUGACACGCGUGUCAGAGGUGACACGCGAACUCAUUUUUUUGGUUGAUUUUUCUUUGUUAAAUGGCAUUUAAAUGUAUAAAAUAAGUAUAAAAUAUAAAUCUUUGUUUUACUAUGGUUGCAAAUAUCAAAAAAAUUCUAUAUGUGACACGGCACCAGAGUUAAGUUAGGGUUUUUCAAAAUGCUGACACGCCGAGCUCAAAAGGUUUGCCAUUACUGGUAUAGACCAAUGAUUUCCAAAUAUGUACAUUUCUCAUCUUGAAUUAUUUUUAAGUAUUAUGGUAAUUUUUUCCCCUGGUACUUAGGUCAGAUAAAGGAGGAUCAAAUCUUAGCUCUAACUGUAUUUGCUGUGACCUUGUGUGUGCUGAUGUGCAUGAGGGGCAGAGUGAGAGCUUCAGGGUCAUUGUAAGCAGAGUUUUGGCCUUUGAAGACAGAGAGUCUUAUGACUGAAUCCCAUUUAACAUUAAAGACAAUUUGCAUUCACCUACUUUUCUGUGCUAAUGAUUAGGGGGAAAUUUGCUUCCCAAUCAGAUGGUAAUAUUGAAGUUUAUCUUCACAAUGAAAGUUGUUUUGAGAUGUUCUAGAAGCAAUAAGAGCUAGUCCAGGUUCAUAUCAAAGGAGACCUGACUCAGGGCUUUCAUAGCCUUGAACUAUCUCACCUGAAAGCUGUGGUAUAAUUUAACAGGCUCCAAAUCCCAUAAGAAAAAGGUCAUGACUGUUAAUAGUAACACUGUUUUCAGCAUUGGGUAGUCUGCUUUAAAAAAUUAUAUAUAUAUAUAUAUAUAUAUAUAUAUAUAUAUAUACACAUAUAUAUAUAUUGCUACUCCAAAUACAGUGUAUUUGUUACAGAUCAUUUAAUGCAAAUAUUCUUAAAAUUAAGGAAAUAAACUUUCAGAAAUUUUUAGAUUUCAUAUCUCCAAAAUUAUUUUAAGCCUAAUACUUGCACAUUAAAAUAUCACAAUUGAGGCGUUUUAGCUUUGUUUUUAUAUAUUGUAUAUAUACUCCUUAUAGAUUAAACUUGAAUCUUCUAUUAAAAUGCAGUAGGCAGCCCUAGCCGGCUUGGCUCAGUGGAUAGAGCAUCAGCCUGUGGACUGAAGGGUCCCACGUUCAAUUCCAGCCAAGGACACAUGCCUGGGUUGCGGGCUCGAUCCCCAGUGGGGAGCAUGCAGGAGGCAGCCGAUCAAUGAUUCUCUCUCAUCAUUUCUGUUUCUGUUUCUCUCUCCUUCUCCUUUCCUCUCUGAUAUCAAUAAAGAAAUGUAUUUUUUUAAAAAAUGCAGUAGGCAAUGAACCUAAAAAACAGUGGGUGGCAGUUGCUCCAUAGAAGACAAUGUCAAGUGGAGGAAAAAGAGAGGAGGCAAGCCAUGCUGGGCUCAAAGAGAGAGCCUGCCUGGGGCUUAGAAAUUGCAAAGCCCUAUGGAGUUUCCUUAUGAAACAGAACUUAUUAAAAAAACAAAUGCAUAUUCAAAAUUAUUUUUAAAUUAUUAUGAAAUUGUUCCCCACAUACAGAUAUGUGUAAAGGAUUGCAUAUUAGUCAUCUGUGUACCCACUGCUCAGUUGUACAAUAACAGGUUAUGAAUAGAGUGGCAUCUUUUGUAUCGUCCUCUGAUCACAUUCUCCUCCUUUCCCUGUUUUCUUCCACCAGAGGAAAUCAACAUCCUAAUAUUUUUCUAGAUCACUCCCAGGAUGUCUUGGUAGUUUAUUACAUAUGUACAUAGCCCUACUUAUUACUAUUUUGUUUUUGUGUGUAUAUAUAUGGUAUCAAAUUAUACAUAACAUUCUGCAUAGUUCUUAUUUUUAUAUUGAACAUUGCAAACUUAAUCCAUGUAAAUGAGCAUUGCUCUAUUUCAUGCAUUUUCACUGCUAUAUGAUGUACAAUUAUAUGAAUGUGUCAGUUAUUAAGCUAUUAAGAAGCCAACCCACCCUUCUAUAUUCUUUGUGAUUCUGGGGCUGGGUUUAGGCAAACAUACUUCUUUGCAGAUGACUCCCUGUCAGUUCUCCAAUAGGGGAGUGUUAGAGGAAUAUGGAAGAAUAGAGGAAGAGAGAAAAGGCUUACUCCUUUCUGUUUGCUCACCUAUCAGUGUUGUCUCCUCAACAGUUUUUGUACCUAAUAGCCUAUUUUGUUCCAGUAGCACUUGGUUCUAGUUUUCUGUUUUUCCCAUACUCUCACACCCAAAGUCAUUGUCCUCCUUCAAACAUACCAGCACCAGCACGUGCCUCCUCAAGAGAUUUGAGUCCCAGCUACAUGGGUCCUCUUCUGAGGACUUGGUUCAUCAGCACCAGCUGGAGAGGGCCCUCUCCUCAGGGGGCUGAGCCUUAGCUCCCCAGGGUCCUUCUAACACCCUCCUCUUCCUUUUGUUUACAAAUACCAGAAAUGGUAGCUGCUUUCUGUAGUUGCUGUGUUAUCCCAGUGUUCCUUUUUUUUUUUUUUUUUUUUUUGUCUUUCAUUCAUCAAAUACCUGUGUAACCAAAACCCAGUAUUAAAUUCUCUUAAAAUAA
This is a messenger RNA of Myotis daubentonii (Daubenton's bat), 6483 nucleotides long. RefSeq names its product pantetheine hydrolase VNN2-like. The record is from RefSeq and is a predicted model, not a curated record. Gene Ontology annotation, molecular function: pantetheine hydrolase activity. NCBI's taxonomy places the organism in Eukaryota, Metazoa, Chordata, Mammalia, Chiroptera, Vespertilionidae. Gene Ontology annotation, biological process: pantothenate metabolic process.